AUGGGCACGAGAACGGACAUCGUUUCGAGAGUGUGCGAUGCGACGUCGUUACCGAAAAAUGUUUACACGAGAAACGGCGGAAAAGCGACGAAAAAUAGUAAGUGGGCGUCGCUUUCGCGAGCUAAACUCGAUGUGGUGGAGGACUUGAUGCUUCACGGAGUCGGACCCGUGGUCUGGAUCGACCUCGACACGCUCGUUUUCGUGGACUUGGCGCGCGCGUUUCAGCGCGGCGCGUCGACGUGGUUAGUAGGUUAUCAGAGAGGAAUGCAGUGUACCGGCUUGAAGAGUUGCGUUGGGUCACACUUUCGUUCCGUGCGUCCGGAGUUUGACGUGCUCGGCGACUUGUGGUCGCUCGAUUUAGCCGCAAUAGAGAAAGUGAGAGAUUACGAACGCCGAUGGGUGUCGUCGCGAUGGGUAAGAAAGCCGCCAAAGUACGAUCUCCAGGCGUAUUUCAGUCUCAUGCUCGAAAAUGGUGUACUGGCCGAGAACGUUUUGCUUCACAACAUUCUACCGGACCUCAAUUUUGGUUUCACGUGCUCAAACUUUGAGCACCCAACGUCGACUAAUAUGGAAAUUUCUGUCGAUAGCGACGACGCACAGCGUCUGAGGUGCCCUAUUCCAAAAGGCGUGAAAAUGUCACCGCGAGUAGGAACUCUUUCGUUCACCGCGUGGUCGUUUCAAAAGAUGUUUUUGGAUGAAGAAAAGCCGACGUUUGAUUCGCUUUCUGACGAUCAAGAUGUUCGCGCUUGGUUCGCGCGAUGGUUUUACUCGCCGCUCUGA
Ostreococcus lucimarinus CCE9901 is the source of this 780-nucleotide messenger RNA. RefSeq lists its product with no specific name. The record is from RefSeq and is a predicted model, not a curated record. The transcript has a single exon. The coding region runs from base 1 to 780 and encodes 259 amino acids. Lineage: Eukaryota; Viridiplantae; Chlorophyta; Mamiellophyceae; Mamiellales; Bathycoccaceae.